This is a messenger RNA of Eleginops maclovinus (Patagonian blennie), 1771 nucleotides long. RefSeq names its product myeloid associated differentiation marker a (gene myadma). Gene Ontology annotation, cellular component: membrane. The transcript has 2 exons. Bases 278 to 1129 code for a protein of 283 amino acids. The record is from RefSeq and is a predicted model, not a curated record. Lineage: Eukaryota; Metazoa; Chordata; Actinopteri; Perciformes; Eleginopidae.
UGGAAAGGGGUUUCAACACUUUACCAAAUAUGGCCAAAGCGGGGCGUGGGAUCCACACUGCUGAGAGGUACGAGUGGAGGAGAGAUGCGCGGUGUAACAAGGAACUUCAAGCUUUAAAACCAAAACCUGAAAGACAACACCGAGCGUAAAAAGUCGAUUAUGUGACACACAUCUACAGAGUAUGUGACAAGCGGCUGACACAACAGCUCCCAUUCAGUAUUAAAGACUCACUUUCAAGAAGCAGCUCUCCACUCCUGACUGACUGUCACAUCCCAUAAUGCCACUGAUCGUGCUCCCAACCUCCCAGCUGCUAUGGGUGCGCGUAGCCGCCUUGCUAUUCACCUGCGUGGCGUUCAGUGUUGCAGCACACGGCGGUGGCCUGUCCCACGGCGGCAUGUCUGACUGGUGCAUCUUCUGCUGGGCAUUCAGCUUCGCCUGCACCCUGCUGGUCCUGCUGGUGGAGCUGUUCGGCCUCCAGGUUCGAGCCCCGGUGUCCUGGUCCAAUUUUCCAAUCACCGUCGCCUGCUACGCCUCACUCCUCUGCCUCUCGGCUUCCGUCAUCUUCCCGCUUUUUUUCCUCAAGGAUCAGCGUUUCUACGGCAAUGUUCGUGACCAUCGCAUCGCCUCCACUGUCUUCUCCUGCCUGGCGGCAGUGGCCUACAUGGGGGAGGUGAGCCUGACUAAAGCGAGACCGGGAGAAGUAGCGGGGUACAUGGCAACCGCUCCAGGUCUGAUGAAGGUGUGCCAGACAUUCGUGGCCUGUAUCAUCUUCAUCCUUGUCAGCGACCCCGUUUCGUACGACCAACACGCCGCGCUCAAGUGGUGCAUGGCCGUCUACUGCAUCUGCUUCAUCCUUUCCAUGGCCGUGGUGGUGCUGUGUGUAGGCGAGUGCACCGGUUGCCUCCCAAUCCCCUUCUCCAAGUUCCUGUCUGCUUACGGGCUCCUGGCGGUUAUCAUGUACUUGACGGCUACCAUCAUCUGGCCAGUGUUCCAGUUUGAUAAACAUUACCAGCGUAGAAGCCAAGUGACGUCCAAACUCAUCGCCGUGGCCGUGCUCACUGCCCUGAACUUCCUGCUUUACCUCGCUGACCUGGCCUACACCGCCAGACUUGUGUUUGUCAGCGCCUGAGAAGAGAAGAGUGAAAGAGGGACAGGUUCAGAGACAUAAAGCAGAAUCAAAGAUGCUAAAAGCUUCUGUGGCCUUUUAGAAAAAAAGUAUUGCAUUUGUGACAUAAAAUGCACAAUCUAUCCGUUUGGUGUCUAAUUACAAAAUGCUGAAAUGCUAAGUUCUGUUUGUAUAAAGCUCACCUACAUUAUGUAUGUAUUUACAUGUUUGCAGACAUCUUCAAUGACAGCGCUUAACCUCGAAUGUGAAUUGCUCGUGCUAAAUAUGCAACACAAGUGUAGAAAGGAAGGAAGUGGGUUUGACAAAAUGCGUGACUAAAGUUGUAGUGCUGGUAAAAUCCAACGCAGUCAUCACACUGGAACAGCAUAAGAGACCAUUUUUGGGGAAGAUACAUUUAUUAUUUGCUAUAUUUAACAGGCACUUCCUCCCAUAGCACCCUUACAAAGACUUGUUCACAUUCUUAUAAUUACCUUUUGUUUAGAAGAUGUUUUAUUUUCUGUCACUUGAGCAAAUAAAGUUUUUAGUUGAAAAAAUGUAUUGAUUUUUUUAAAGCACGCUAUGAAAUGUGAUGAGAUUGAGGUAACUUGUGUGCUGUGGCUUAAAUAAUGCGGACUUGACAAUAUAAAUAAAUAUAUAUAUAUAUAA